Drosophila bipectinata is the source of this 2540-nucleotide messenger RNA. RefSeq names its product coiled-coil domain-containing protein 6. NCBI's taxonomy places the organism in Eukaryota, Metazoa, Arthropoda, Insecta, Diptera, Drosophilidae. The record is from RefSeq and is a predicted model, not a curated record.
GUCACAUUUCUGCACUGCAAUUUUUCGCAAUUUGAUAUUUGAUUCAUUUUACUUUCGAUCGGGCAAAAUGUGUCGCACGCCACUCUGUUCACCUUAAAAGCAGACGCUCCAGCUCUACUGGCCACAAUUAAUCGUUCGAUUGAAGUCCAAGUGUUCACCUGGGCGAAGGUGAAAAGCCUAAGAAGCAGAGAGGAGCAGCAGCGAAGCGCAGAGAGGAGCGGAGCCGCGAGGAAAGGAGAGCCAAGGAGGAGCAGUAGUAGCAGGGAGCAGGAAGAGGAAAAGUCUUCAAAGUCGAACUGAACCCAAAGCCAGUUUCCCAUUAAUUUCCCAUUUCCAGGCAUGGAGAGUCCUUGCGAAUCGGAGAGCUCAUUGGACGGAGGCACCAUGCUUCCUCCAAGCCCAGUAUCUAGGGAGCAGCUCCAAAAGCGAAUCGAGUCGUUAACCCAACAGAACAAAGUGCUGAAAGCUGAGCUGGACACCUUUAAAACCAAGUGUAAGGUGGUGCAAGAGGAGAAUCGUUGCCUCAAACAGGCCUCGGUUAUCAUUCAAGCAAAAGCCGAACAGGAGGAGGAGUACAUCUCGAACACUUUGCUGAAGAAGAUCCAGGCAUUGAAGAAGGAAAAGGAGACGUUGGCGCAUCACUACGAACGCGAGGAGGAGUGUCUGACCAACGAUCUCUCCCGCAAGCUGGACCAGCUGCGUCAGGAGAAGUGUAAGCUCGAGCAGACCUUGGAGCAGGAGCAGGAGUGCCUCGUUAAUAAGCUGAUGCGCAAGAUUGAGAAGCUGCAAGCCGAAACGGACAACAAGCAGACCAAUCUUGAGCAGCUGCGCCGCGAGAUGGUUGAAUUGGAAAACACUCUCGAACAGGAGCAAGAGGCACUAGUCAACAAGCUGUGGAAACGGAUGGACAAGCUCGAAACGGAGAAGCGUUCGUUGCAGAUCAAGCUGGAUCAACCCGUUUCUGAUCCGACCACGCCGCGCGACAUUACCAACAAUGCUCAUGCGAAUGGUGGGGAUACGGCUACGAGCCUGAGUGCCCACAUCCAGAAUCUACGGUCGGAGGUACUUCGUCUACGAGCUAAUCUGGCCGCAGCCCAGAAGGAGACCACUAUCAAGAUGCAGCAGUUUGCCCUGGAAGAGAAGUCCAUACGCGAAGAGAACGCACGCCUUCAGAGGAAACUGAAACAGGAAGUCGAACGCCGUGAAGCGCUCUGCCGACACCUCUCCGAGUCUGAAUCCUCGCUGGAAAUGGAUGAGGAACGCUUCUACAACGAGAGCAUGAUGUCCGGAACAGCGGCAGCAGCUGCGGCGGCGGUGGCGGCGGCCGCAGCAUCGGCAGUUAGCGCUCAGAGGCAGCGCACCAUUAGUAGUCCAGUUUCCCACAGCCCCUCCAGCAGCCGGCCACUUAGUCCAGGCACGGCCGGUCAGAACCGUUGCUACGCCUGCGGACAAAUUGUGAAUCGUCGUGCUAGCGAGCGCUUUAUUAAGCCAGCACUGCCAACGCCCAUGUUGGGCCUAAACACUUCCGCACCAAACGUGCUAACCCCUACAAACCCGCUCCUAGGCAUGCUGGGCCCCAGUGGCUCUUCCGCCUCUGUCUCCUCAUCAUCGGCAUCGGGAUCUGGGAAUGCCGCUGGCGGCUUUCUAUCGAAUUUGGGCGGUGAGCGGCUAAGCCUAGGAUCGAUGUCUACGGCUGGCGUUGGUGGCGGUAGCUCCACGUUUCUGGCGGGCGGUGGCCUGCUAUCCCAGUUUACGGGCAACUCUAGCGCCUCAUCGUCGUCGUCCAAUCUGAUGAACAUCAGUCUGAAUAACUCGUCCAGCGGCAAUCUGGUUAACAGCAGCAGCAACUCGUCGCUGUCAGCCUUCACUCCAACCAAUCCGCCCAGCUCGGCGGCACCGGCCUUUAUCCAGCCGGCCAGCCCCAUGGACACGUCCACCUGCAAAGAUUAGACAGGCAGGAUGCACCAUCGCCAAUCCAUUAAAAGAAACAUGACUUAUUUUCAAACACAGAAACACACAUACACACUCUAUUCAUAAACACGCACGCACGUACGCAAGCAACCAGUUAAACGAAACUAACAACAUAAGUAAACUAAACACAAGAAAUGAUCGAAAGAUGAGACACAAUUGAAACUAUCGUAAGCUUCUCCAAGGUGCGACUCAAAGUCGCUUCAUUUAUAUAUGGUUAAUAUGUAUGUUCUAUUUGAUCAAAAUCUCUUAAACCCUUUCAAUAUCGGAAUUCCUAGGCGAACGAAUAUUUAACGCUAAUGUUUAAGAUUUGAAUGUUUUCUACUUUCGCUCGGUUCCAGUUAAAGUUAAGUAAAAAAAAACAAAUACAGAAAAGGAUGAUAAAAAUAAGGAGGGGAUUAUCCAGAAGAGGAGGGUCAGCAAAAGCAACCAGAUCGUAUGAAUUUAUAAAAAUGGUGAAUUCUAUUCAUGUCGAAACCAAUUUCCCACACUUCCUUCGCAAGUGGGCCUAAAAUUUUGAAGUAUAUAUAUGUAAGCCAACAAAAAUAAAGUUCAACAAUUUAAAAUUUAAA